Teleopsis dalmanni is the source of this 1698-nucleotide messenger RNA. Its product is annotated as tRNA (cytosine(72)-C(5))-methyltransferase NSUN6. The transcript is spliced from 3 exons. The coding region runs from base 191 to 1501 and encodes 436 amino acids. Gene Ontology annotation, molecular function: methyltransferase activity; RNA binding. Lineage: Eukaryota; Metazoa; Arthropoda; Insecta; Diptera; Diopsidae. Gene Ontology annotation, biological process: RNA methylation. The record is from RefSeq and is a predicted model, not a curated record.
UUGGUAACCCUACGUUACUAAGUUUACUCAAGGAAAGUUUAUAAUUUAUAAUGUUUUAUUGCAUGUCAACAAACUUUGUUGAGAUUAAAAUACAUGUGCGAAAUAUGCAUUAUACAUAAUCGAAAUAUAAUUAUCUUUGUCACUAACUUUUUUUAUAUAUGCGAUUUGACAACAAUUACUUAAAUUUGAAAUGUAUCCAGAAUCGCCUUUUCUAAAUACACUUGUUGAAUCACAAAUAUUGAAAGAAAAUAGCUGUUUGUUAAAUGAAUUAUUACCAUGGCUUUGUGAAGCUCCAACUGUUACAACAUAUCGGGUAAACUUAUUAAAAACCACUGUUGAAUCAUUUACAAAUAUAGUACAGCAAAAAUUAAAAGAGAAAUAUACUGAAGAGCCAAAAGUAUUCCAAAUUCCAGAACUACCAGAAAUGGUUUGCAUUAGUAAAGUAGAAGAACCCAUACAUGAAGAUAUUGAAAGAAAAGAAGUUAUAGUUGAUACAUCAUGUGCCUCAGCUGUCUUGCGUGGCGCACACAUAUAUGCGCCUGGUGUACUUGCAAUGGAGUCCGGCACCAAAGUGCAGGAAGAAGUUAGUGUUUACGCUGAUUUAACAGGCGUAUGUAAAAGAGGCACAAGUAUUCGUUUAAAUAUGCCACACAAAUUAUUUAUUGGAAUUGGCGUGACACGCAUGCAACGCUAUCAAUUGUACAAUCAAAAUGCAGCGAUGGAAGGUAUAGCGAUUGAGAUGAAAUCUACGAUUUCAGGAGUGCCCACAAUAGGAAAUUUAAGCUCUGAAUUAGCUUUAUUGCAAAAUCUACCUUCAAUUGUAUGUGUACGAGUUUUGGAUCCACAACCAGAUGAAGUUAUAUUAGAUAUGUGUGCAGCACCAGGUAAUAAAACAACUCAUAUCGUUGAAAUGAUGAAAGAUACAGGAAUAGUUGUGGCUCUUGAUAAAACUAUUGAUAAGAUUAGGCACAUUGAUGAUAAAAUUAAGACAAACAAUAUACAAAGUGUGCGUACUUUUGCUUUUGAUGCCACAAAAUCAUUUAAUGAUAAGCAAGAAACUACAUCGAGAGAGCUUUUAAUACCACCAUUCGCGGCGAACACUUUUGAUCGUAUCUUGCUUGAUGGCCCGUGCAGUUCGCUUGGUAAUCGUCCAACUUUAGCAAGCAAAUUAACCACAAGAAUGUUAGCAUCUUAUCCAAAUAUACAACGUAAACUUUUUGAGAAUGCCGUGCCGUUACUAAAGCCGAAUGGUGUAUUGGUAUACAGCACCUGUACAAUAACCGAGGACGAAAAUGAGUGUAUAGUUGCUUGGGCUUUGAAGAAAUUUCCACAGUUAAGAUUGGUUGAUGCUGUUCCUCGUUUUGGCGGUUUUGGUUUACCUAACUUGGGUUUAACUGAACAACAAUGCUCGUGUGUACAGCGAUUUGGACAUACCAACAUUUCUAGCAAAAAUGCAGAUACAAUAGGUUUUUUCAUAGCAAAGUUCGUAAAGAAUAAUUAAAUUAAGUAAUAAUAUUAAGGCAUAAAAAUAAUUUGUUAAGUUUUUAUUUAUAUCAAAAAAUUAAUUUUGAUAAUAUAUAAUAAUGGAACUAAAUGAAAUCUUAUAAAUAAAAGUAUAUCCAAAUUAUGGAUAAAAUGAUUUAUCUUAACACUAAAUGGAAUCGAUAUAAAUAUACAAACCAUUGGAUACAAUGAAAA